Messenger RNA from Trachemys scripta elegans, 1315 nucleotides. RefSeq names its product immediate early response 5 (gene IER5). The coding region runs from base 73 to 624 and encodes 183 amino acids. The record is from RefSeq and is a predicted model, not a curated record. The transcript has a single exon. Lineage: Eukaryota; Metazoa; Chordata; Testudines; Emydidae.
AUCCUGGCGCGUGGGUUAGCUUCAGUCGGCGGCGCGAGCGGGCAGCGCGCGGUCUGCGGGGCCGGCGGCGCCAUGGAGUUCCGGCUGGAGGCGCACCGCAUCGUCAGCAUCUCGCUGGGCAAGAUCUACAGCGCGCGGGGCCAGCGCGGCGGCCUCAAGCUGCACAAGAACCUGUUGGUGUCGCUGGUGCUGCGCAGCGCCCGCCGGGUCUACCUGGGCGAGCCCGGCGGCGAGUGCGCCCUGCCGCCCCGCCCGGGCCCGCCGCCGCCCCCGGACUGCGAGAGGCUGCGGCGCGGCUAUCGCCCGUUGGGCUCGGAGGCAGUGGAGCGGGGGCGGGCGGAUUUCCCGGCCGAGUGCCCCCGGAAGCGGAGCGCAGCCGAGCGGGGCCAGGUGGCGGGCUCCCCGGGGAAGAAGCCGCGGCGUGAGGCGGAGCCGCCCCCGCCGCAGGAGGACAUGGAGACUGGCAACGUGGCCAGCCUCAUCAGCAUCUUCGGCUCCGGCUUCUCGGGGCUGCUGGGCAAGGAGCGUGGCGCAGCGGAGGCGACCGAGCCAGGGCAAGUCUGCUGCGAGCAGCCGGCGCUGCGGAGCCUCAACCCCUGGAGCACGGCCAUCGUGGCUUUCUGAGCCCCGCCGCGGCCUGACCACUCUGCGUGGCCGCCCCUACCCCGCACCACCGGCGGGCGGAGGGCCGGGACUGGCUUCUUUCCAAGAAGGCAGGAAGCUCUGGGCGGCGCUGGGAACUUUUGGGCCUUGCCCCGCCGCCCUGGGAACUGCCCUGGGCAGCACCAGCACUUCACUUCUCCCUUCCGCGCACACGGACAUGCCACGAUCUCCUUUCCCCUGCGCUCUUUCCCACCUAGGGAUCUGACUGUGCGACUCUUUGCCUUCCCAUGUGGCGCCUUUCCUGCCAGGAAUCUCCUUCCGGCUUGAACUGAUUUCAUGUCUCCCAACCCCAAACCUGCAGAGUGAAAUUUUCCAGAGGCUGUUUCCAUCCUAAACACUUGAAGCACUCCCCCAGAUAAUACUUUUAAGUUGGGAAAGACUUAUGUUGAUUGGAAGCUUCUGUUUUGACAAGCUGGAAGUCGGAACUUUUACAUGGUGCUUUAAAAUGGUUAACGCAAUGAACAAGAAGUUUAGACUGAUAGUCGUUGAGCCUUUUGGAGUAGGCUUGGUCACUCCUGGUCUUUGUUCUAUAAAGGCUUGGGGAUGUGCUGGGGCUCUUGUACAGUAUUCUCUCUUCCACUGAUGUAUUUUUGUUUUGUAUAAAUGUAACUCUACGUGUAUAACACGUAUUAAAUAUUUUGCAGCUGUUUAA